Messenger RNA from Esox lucius (northern pike), 1978 nucleotides. It is a transcript of the gene cdc50c, whose product is annotated as transmembrane protein 30C. Gene Ontology annotation, biological process: phospholipid translocation. The coding region runs from base 476 to 1540 and encodes 354 amino acids. Gene Ontology annotation, cellular component: Golgi apparatus; plasma membrane; endoplasmic reticulum. The transcript is spliced from 7 exons. The record is from RefSeq and is a predicted model, not a curated record. NCBI's taxonomy places the organism in Eukaryota, Metazoa, Chordata, Actinopteri, Esociformes, Esocidae.
UCUUUGUCAUAACAUCCUGUAUGUAACUUCGUUGUACAAAAAGCAGGCAGGAACAUACACAGACAGCCACAUCGAAGGGGAACAAAACCGAUUUUAAGGUACCUUCUGAAAAUAAAGCCUUCUGAAAAUGUAGUGCUUUGUAAACCUAAAAUGUUUAAGAAUUUCAUGUUUGUAGGACUGCAGGGAAAAGGAAAGUUAGAGAAAAAAUAGGGAAAAAUAAACAGAAGCGGCAGAAAGACAAAAUAAAACAAAGCAUUCUGGUUAAUGAGUAACGGCCAGCAACUUGGUCUCAAAGGUCUUCCCCGCCCUGUUGAUAAGCUUGCUGGGAAAAAAUUAUCUUUGCAGACAGAAGCAAGAACAAAGGAGAGAAAUGAACAAAUAAGAGAAUUAAAGUCCGGAAGAAAAGAGAAGGAAGAUUACUGUUCCUCACUGGUUCUCCGGUUGUCUGACCCCACCUCUGCUGGCCCCAACGAUCAUGGGAAAGCCGGAGGUCAACCCGGGACCCCUGGCUCGGAGGCCUGAUAACUCAGCCUUCAAACAGCAGAGGCUGCCGGCCUGGUCACCCAUGUUGACCGCUAACACCGUCCUGCCCUUCUUCUACGGCAUGGCGGUUGUGUGUAUCCUUCUGGGCGUCUGGCUGCUGAUCACCGUGAACAACACACACCAACACAAGGUGGACUACACCCAAGGGUCAUGUGAUGAGUGUUUUGAGAUGCGUAAGGAUCGUACCAAGGCAGACCAGAGAUGCAACUGCACCGUGGGGUUUCGCAUCCACGAUGCGUUCAAGGGGGACGUGUUCUUCUACUACGGCCUGAUUAACUUCCACCAGAACCUCCGGCAGUACAUGGACUCCCGCGAUGAUGGGCAGAUGACAGGGAGGAAGGCACAUCUCAAGAAUCCCAGCCCUUACUGCAAACCCUUCGUCGCUGACCAGAAUGGACUCCCUAUCGCCCCCUGUGGGGCUGUGGCCAACAGCAUAUUUAACGACUCCUUCACUCUGUUUUACACAGGAGAGGGGUCUCCCAAGGUCCAGGUUCCUCUCUUCAGGAAGGGCAUCGCCUGGUACACUGACAAGAAUGUCAAGUUCCGCAACCCACAGGUUGACAACAAGACACAAACCUUAGCCCAGGUGUUUGAAGGGACGACCCGGCCUCUGUUCUGGCAAAAGCCUGUUUAUGACCUUGACCCCAGGGACCCAAACAAUAAUGGUUUCAUCAAUGAGGACCUGAUCGUGUGGAUGAGGGAGGCUGCCUUUCCCAACUUCAAGAAGUUGUAUGGGGUUCUGGACCGAACUAGAAAACCUUUCAAAGAGGGUCUGCCCUCUGGGAACUACAGCAUCCAGAUCUUCUACAACUUCCCAGUCCAGUACUUCAGAGGAGGAAAGGAAGUUAUUCUGUCCACCAUCAGCUGGUUUGGGGGUCAGAACAGGUUCCUGCCCAUAGCCUACCUGGUCACCGGCAGUCUCAUCCUGCUCCUCGCCAUCCUCCUCACCGCCGUCUGGUGGAAGUUUGGCAAGAACGGACAGAAUAUGGAGGAGUGAUGAAGAAGAGUUGGCCAAGAAAAAUUUAAUGAAUGUCUUUUCUUGAUAAUUGUAUUAUUUGAGAUUCCAAAUAGUGUAAAAAAAGGUGAAUAAUUAUUUAUCAUCACGAUGUCUAAGGCUCUAAAUAUACAUUGUUCUAUAUGUGAGAUGUGGUUUGUUAUUGGUGUUGAAUGUUUGUUCUGAAAUCACCACAUGGGGGCAGCAGUGAGGCCACAUGAAGUGACACUAUAAGACACUGUUUUCAGUUGUGAUUAAAUAUCAAUGCAGCAGUGAUCCCUAAAAUAGUCAUUCAGAAUGUAUGAUAGGGAAGGUAAUGUCAAUGUUGAUUUUAUUGUUUUCUUUUUAUGAUAGGGAAGGUAAUGUCAAUGUUGAUUUUAUUGUUUUCUUUUUACUGUUGAUUGUGUCAAUGUGUUGUGUAUUAAAAAAGAAACACAAUCA